Molecule: messenger RNA, 3385 nt
Organism: Suricata suricatta (meerkat)
Lineage: Eukaryota; Metazoa; Chordata; Mammalia; Carnivora; Herpestidae
Gene: SPICE1
Product: spindle and centriole associated protein 1
Exons: 20
Coding region: 323-2911 (862 amino acids)
Biological process (GO): regulation of centriole replication; mitotic spindle assembly; metaphase chromosome alignment
Cellular component (GO): centriole; centrosome; spindle
Source: RefSeq, a predicted model, not a curated record
UUUUUAGGACUUAACAAAAUUUCAGAAAUGUGAUGUUUCUAAAGUUCUUCCAGUUUAGCUGGCCUGGCCAGUUCAGGCACUCUCUACAGGGAUGGGUCAUGGAGUUCUACUCAAGAUCACAAAAGAUAAGGAACUGACUUUUUCACAAGUUUUCCUGAAGGUUCCAGUGAGAUGUUGUCUGCACUGCCUGUCACCAUGGACUCCAUCCUUUAACCAGGUAUAGGUCGUUGAGUCUACAUUUGGAGGCAGCUACCUUCAAGUCGGGGUCUCAAGACUCCAAGUCCACAAGCAUGGUUUUCAGCUGCCAGCUUUUACAGGCUGGAUGUCACUUGUCAGAGUGAACCGUUAUGUUCCUCGGGGAGGAGGAAGGAGAGUGCUGAAAGUAAAGAAGACGAAAACGCCAGUGAAGCAAGAAUGGGAUAAUACUGUGAAUGAUCUAACAGUUCAUCGGGCGACUCCUGAGGAUCUGAUCCGUCGUCAUGAAAUACACAAAUCAAAGAACAGAGCAUUAGUACACUGGGAACUGCAAGAAAAAGCUUUGAAGAGAAAAUGGAAGAAGCAGAAGCCAGAAAUUUCUCAUCUUGAGAGAAGGAAAUUGUCUAUUAUGAAGGAGAUUCUUUCUGAUCAAUACCAGCUGCAGGAUGUUUUGGAAAAAUCAGAUCAUUUGAUAGCUGAAGCAAAAGAUCUGUUUGCUGAUUUUCCUCGUAGACGCACAGGGUUUCCGAAUGUAACAGUGGCUCCUGAUUCCUCUCAGAGUCCCAUCGUGGUAAAUAAAGACCCUGUCACCCAGGCCAUUCUUAGCGAAUCUGUCAUAGAGUCUCAGGCUCUUAAUGAAGUAGUUGAUGAUGAAGAAGGAACUGUUAACAGCCAGUCUGGAGAAAGUGAGAAUGAGCUGGAUAACUCUCUCAACUCUCCAUCAAAUAUGAAUGUAGAAAGGUUCCUCCACCAACUAAAGGAAGAUAAUUCUGAGUUAAUUCAAAAGCUGUGGAUGGAUAUUCAGCAGAAAAUAACAACACAGUCACAAGUAAUAACCCCUCCAGAAACUCCAUCAUCUGCUCCUCCAUCAGGGGAACAAAAAGCUGCUCUGAAUGCUACCAAAGCUGUCAAGAGAAUCCACACGAGGCUUCAAUCUGAAGAAUCUACGGAGACUCUAGACUCAAGCUAUGUUGUGGGACAAGUACUGAACUCAAGGAAGCAAAAACAGUUGUUAAAUAAAGCGAAAGGAAAACUGGAUUCUCAUGCUCCUUCCAAGCAGAAGCAGAACAUGCUAACAGCUAGCACGGCCUCCACAGACUUACCUAGUAGCAGUAAUUCCAGCCUGGAUGUCCUCAAACACAUGAUAGAUGAAGUGGAACAUGAAAUGGAAGAAUAUGAACGGUGUACAGGACGUGAGGUCAAGGGCCUGCAGAGUAGCCAGGGGCUUACGGGCUUCACGCUGUCGCUGGUGGGCUCCCUCUGCCGCCUGGUUCGCUACCUUAAAGAGAGUGAGCUCCAGCUGCGUAAAGAAGUAGAGACAAGGCAGCAACUGGAACAGAUGCUGGGUGAUCACCGAGAGCUCAUUGAUGCUCUUACAGCUGAAAUUCUUCUUCUCAGAGAAGAAAAUACUGCGACCCAGGCGAGGCUUCAGCAGUACAUGGUCACAACAGAUGAGCAACUGAUAUCGCUCACACAUGCCAUGAAGAGCUGUCCUGUGAUAAAGAGCAACGAAGAAAGUCAGGCAUCAGGAAGGGGAUCCAUGAACAGGCACAUUAUAGACAGUCCAGAGGGCCCUGCUGUAAAUGCUGAUGUACCCGUGCCAUUGUUGUUCCGAGGGGAGGAAGUGACUGCAUUCGCACAGGAAGACCUGCCUGUUAAACUGUCUCAGGUGCCAGCCCCCGCGGACAGUGCGAAUCUGGCCAGCGGUUUUCUGGCACAUGUAUUUGAGCCAGCUGUGUUAUUAACACCACCCAGGCAGAAGAGCAGCUCCGAAUUCUCUCCCUUGCAGGACGUGCUGAGGAGGACUGUUCAAACGCGUCCUGCUCCUCGGAUUCCUCCAACUGUGGAAAUAAUUGAGAAGGAACAAAAUUGGGAAAAGAAGACCUUAUGUACUGGCACAGACAGUCAGAAUCCAAAUGAAGAAAGUCACCUCUUCACUCAGAGGUGGAGGGUCUCUCACAUGGGAGAAGGUCUGGAGACCAAAGCCCAGGCUCCUUUUGUUAACCUCUCACAGCCCUUCUGUAGUUCCCAUUCACACACUCAGCAGGCCAGAAACCCCGAGUUCUCCCCCGAGGAGCCCCCUGUACUGGGAGACGGGCUGCAGCUUAGAACAAAUGAGGCGCUGAUACAAAGAAAGGACGUCAUGGCACGGAUUGCUGAGUUGACACUGCAGAACUCAGCUCUCAAAGCACAUCUGAAUAAUGCUGUUGGGCCAGGAGGAGAGCAAGGGGGUGGACCUCAAGAAUUAAACAGACAAGAGACCAGUCACGCGAGCGACGUGGCUGCAACUUUUCCAACAACACAGCCUUUAACACCAAGCAGCAUGGAGGAACGGAUUGCAGAAUUGAAUCGGCAGAGUAUGGAGGCUCGUGGAAAACUCUUGGAGUUAAUAGAGCAGCAGAAACUUAUUGGUUUGAAUCUUUCCUCUCCACCAGUAUCACCUGUUCCGUCACCUCUCAGAGCAUGGACUGAAGGAGGAAAGAGGACAAUUGAAGUAUCUAUUCCAGGAGCAGAAGCCCCAGAAAGCUCAAAAUGCAGUACUGUCUCUCCUACCAAUGGGAUAAACUCAAGAAGGUCUUCAGGGGCUACUAGUAAUUCUUGUUCUCCAUUAAACGCCACCUCAGGAAGUGGGCGAUUCACACCUGUUAAUCCAAGAGCAAAGAUUGAGAAGCAAAAUGAAGAAGGCUGGUUUGCUCUUUCCACCCACGUGUCAUAAGUGAACUUCGCUGUAGAUUUGUUCUCGGUAGCAUAUUCUUGAACUUCCACUCCUGUCUCCCUGCUCCUGCUUCCAAGUUGUCAUGUCCUUUUAGAUAAAAACUUCAAAGAACUUGUGACUUAGUACUUAUGGAACAAAGAAUAAAGCAAGUAUUUCAAUUUUGGACCCUUUCAAAUAAAUUUCCAACAACUAACUAAUAAUGUACAACCUCCUUUGGAUAAAAUUUUGACUCUAGGGAGGUUGAAGUUUUAUAUUCUGAUAAUUUCAUAAGUAUUGUAAGGUUUUUUGUGAGUAACACAUUUUUACCUUUAUCAUCUUUAUUCAGUAGUUUUUUUUUCUUUUUGUCGGAAUGUAUCUUAAAUGAUGUAUUUCUUUUAUUUACUUAUUGCUUUUCUGAAGAACUAAGUUGCUUUGUGUGUAGCUUAAAAUAAAAUGGCCCUGGGUGAUUAAAGUCUGGCUUUCAGAAAAAUUUAA